This is a messenger RNA of Neltuma alba, 1386 nucleotides long. RefSeq lists its product as uncharacterized. The transcript has a single exon. The record is from RefSeq and is a predicted model, not a curated record. Gene Ontology annotation, molecular function: catalytic activity. The coding region runs from base 1 to 1386 and encodes 461 amino acids. Lineage: Eukaryota; Viridiplantae; Streptophyta; Magnoliopsida; Fabales; Fabaceae.
AUGAUAGUAGCUUCAUGGAAUUGUAGAGGGGCAGGGAAUCGUUGCUUUCCCUACACCGUCAAAGACAUUGUUUAUAAGUUGCAAAUUGAUGUCCUUUGCCUAAUGGAAACUCGAAUUAGUGGUACUAGAGCUGAGGGGGUAAUUAGAAAACUCGGGUUCAGUAACUGGAUUAGAUUAGAAGCUUCAGGUUUUGCUGGAGGCAUUUGGGUCCUAUGGAACGAAGACUCAAUGCAUGUGAAUUAUAUUUGUUCCUCCACCCAAUUCGUUCACUGCAAGAUAGUCGAUGUGAAGCAUAAUAAUUCUUUCUUUGCGACCUUUGUUUAUGGCGAAACCUCCCCCCAGAAAAGAAUACCACUUUGGCUCUCUCUUAAGGCAAUUGCGGAAGCUACAGAGGAGGCAUGGCUGGUAAUUGGUGAUUUCAACACCUUCCUUGACACAACUGACAAAAUGGGAGGAUCCCCUGCGAACCAUGGAGCUAUGAAAAAUUUUGCGGAUUGUAUUAGAGAAGCUGAAUUGUUUGCUUUGCCAAUAGAAGGGGAAAAAUUCACAUGGGAGAAGAAAGGAGUCAAGGAACGCCUAGACUGGACUUUUGGCAAUCUAAAGUGGGAAACAGAACAUCCACAAAGCAAAGCCAGUCAUAAUCUUAAAUACAAGUCUGAUCACAGGAUCAUUGUCGUAAACGACGGGCAAAGAACACCUCAAGGGGAGUAUGCAAGAAGGCUAUUUAGGUACCAGUUAGCUUGGGCCUUGGAAGAAAGCUUUAAGGAGGUGGUCUGUUCUUCAUGGGAUAACGUGGAAUGGUGUGAGGGGGCAAGGAAGUUUGAAAAGGCAACUCUGAGUUGGAAUGACACUGUCGUUGGUAACACCAUGAAGAAGAAGAAACAGGUGAUUCGUCGUCUGGAAGGAAUUGACAGAGCUAGACAGAAUAGUGUGACUAAUGGGCUAUUCAAACUUGAACAGAAAUUGUGGAAAGAACAUAGCAAACUGGUAGCGCAAGAAGAGCUCAUAUGGUUCCAAAAAUCAAGAUGUAAAUGGUUGCAAUGGGGAGACCGAAACACCAAAUUCUUCCAUGCUUCUACUACGAUACAGCAAAGAAGACAACGAAUUGAAGCGCUUCAAGGUGAUUAUGGGAACUGGAUCUCGGACAAGAAGAAGCUGAAAGAGAUGGCAGGGGAAUUUUUUGCAACCUUGUACUCCAAAGAUCAUACUGUGACAGGGAGGUUUGAUUGGCCUACGGCUUUCCCCCAAAUUGCACCAACUGACUGGGAAAGUAUACACCAGACAGUAACUGAGGUGGAAAUAAAGAAUACUGCUUUCCUGAUGGGCACUUUUAAAGCCCCAGGACCGGAUGGACUUCAAGCGCAUUUCUUUCAUACUCAAUGGUAA